AUGGCGUCUACAAGCGACAAGGUCGAGACUCUGGAAUGUCCGUUCUGCGACUACAAAGAAAAGAAUGACUACCAGAUGCUCCUGCAUGUUGAAGUUUUUCACUCCGAAGGUGGUGAUAGUCCAUUCGCUGUCAAAGAUGGCAUGGAAGCAGCGAGACAGUCUCAUGCACCAAAACGAACAGACAGCUCGUCUUCAAACCCACGUUCUGGUCGUUCUACGCCUUCUCGCAUCGAAUUUGUACAAUGUCCUUAUCAAUGCGGCGAGCAAAUUCCUGCUGACGAUCUGCAAUUCCAUACUGAUUUCCAUAUAGCUGAAGACAUGGCAAACCAUGAUGCUGUUAUCAACGUCUCGAAUAACUUUUCCACCGAUAUCUCAAACGCGCUCAGGAACCAUGAUGAAGUUCUGUCUCAAGUUCAGUCCCCUGUCAAAGAGAAUCGCUGGAUAUCAUCGCUUAAGGACAUGUUCUCCACUCCGAUACUAAAGACUGGCCCAACUUUCAACACUAAGACGAAUAUUGGCGAGGUACGACGACUUGGUAAAACCGAGUUGGGGCCCUUUGCAAAUGAAAAGAGAAUGCCAUCCUCGUUGAUACGCCUGCUCGAAGACGGCGUUAAAACCACUGUGUCGAACAAGAUCGGCCAUGAUGGUAAAAUAGUCAAGGUCGAAGUUAUCAGCAACGAGACCCCGAAUCUUGUACCUGUCCUCGCGAGACUGUCGGUUCUUGAUAAGAAAGUGGCACGAGCCUUCUACUGCAACCCUUUUGUGCGGCACGUUGCCAAAUUGCCACAAGAAGGAGGCUUCUGUGGCUACCGCAACAUACAGAUGUUAAUCUCCUACAUCAGAGACGCUGCCGCUCCGGGCCACGAACACUUCGAUAACAAGAGAUUGCCUUCAAUCAUAAGACUACAAGAUAUGAUCGAAAGUGCGUGGGAUCAAGGCUACAACAGUGCGGGCAGAAUCGAAACAGGUGGCAUACGUUGGACACGGAAGUACAUCGGCACUCCAGAAGCACAAGCUUUGUUAUUAAGCUUGGGUAUACCUGCAGAGGCGCAAGCAUUCUCGUCGAAGGACAAGACUGAAGCAUACACGGCCAUGAUGCAUGCUGUCUGCAAGCACUUCGAAGACGGAACAGAACCAAGCAAUACCGACAAAGUCGUCAUUACCGAUAAGCCACCACUGUUUUUCCAGCAUCAAGGUCAUUCGAUGACUGUAGUCGGCGUCGAGGUCUAUACUGAUGGUCGAGCCGGCCUAGUGGUCUUCGAUCCGAUGUAUAAUCCUGCGAAGCAAUUGAAACAUCUAGCUUUGAACAAUAAAUUAGCAUUUUCGACACCAACACCUGGGAGACUUCUGAAAGCACAUCGAAGAGACGACAAAUAUCUCAGCCGAUACAAGGCGUUCGAAAUCAUCAAGACUGCUAUCAAGGCCGGCAUCAGCCAGGCUCAACCGACACAUCCGCUGCGGCAAAAUGAGAAGGCCGCCAGUAACGAAGUAUUGGGCAUACAAUACGAAGAACAUGAUACUCGUAAAUAUGAAGUUGACGUUAUAGACGUCUUGCAUUCCUGA
Lithohypha guttulata is the source of this 1563-nucleotide messenger RNA. RefSeq lists its product as uncharacterized. The transcript has 2 exons. The coding region runs from base 1 to 1563 and encodes 520 amino acids. The record is from RefSeq and is a predicted model, not a curated record. NCBI's taxonomy places the organism in Eukaryota, Fungi, Ascomycota, Eurotiomycetes, Chaetothyriales, Trichomeriaceae.